AUGGGAGAUAUGAAGACUCCAGACUUUGAUGACCUGCUUGCAGCUUUUGACAUACCAGAUAUGGUUGACCCAAAAGCUGCUAUUGAGUCUGGGCAUGAUGAUCAUGAUAGCCACAUAAAGCAAAACGUCCAUCCUGAUGAUGAUUCCCAUGCACCAUCAUCAUCUGACGUUGGUGUAAGUGUCAUUGUGAAAAAUGUGCGGACAAUUGACUCCUCUGAAGGAGUGGAGAAAGACAGCCACCAUUCCACGGGCAAUGGGUUGCACAAUGGUUUCUUAACAGUGUCAGCUCUAGAAGGUUAUAAUAAAGAGGAAGACAAAUCACUCAAAGAUGAGGGCUCAGUCUCAGAAAAUACACUGAAAGAGUCUGCCUUUAACCAAUUUAGUCCUAUCUCAAGUGCUGAAGAGUUCGAUGAUGAUGAAAAAAUUGAGGUUGAUGAUCCCCCAGAUAAAGAAGAUCUGCGUGGAAACUUCAGAACAAAUGUAUUAACAAGGUCUGUAUCCCAACAGGACUAUGAGAAGUUAAAAGUACUUGGAGGAGAAAACUUGAUUAAACACGGAGUCGCAGGUUCAGGUAAUUCUGAUAAAACCAAGGUUGCUAAAAGAGACUCAGAAACCAACCCAUCGCCUUUAGGUCUAUAUGAACCCUUUAAAGCUAGAAAGAUAGAUGAGAAGCUGCUUAAGGAAAAUUCCGAAAAACUACUUGAAAACAGAGUAGCUGAUGGGAAAAUAAAUACAGAGAAAGGAGUAGCAAACCUUACCAGUCAUUCACAGGCUAAAGCAAAAUCAUCAGCAAAACUCUCUUCCUGUAUUGCUGCCAUUGCAGCUCUUAGUGCUAAGAAAGCAGCAACGGACAGCGGAAAAGACCAGCAGUCCAGUUCAAGGGAGCCUUCUCCCUUGCACAAGGAGACCAAUGAAAGCCCCCGCACCACUGACAAAUCCCCUGAACCCCAGAGUCUUAUUGACUGUGCAAAGAAGCCCUCUGUCAAACAGCCUGAUAGUCCCAGGAGCAUAUCAAGUGAGAACAGCAGCAAAGGUUCUCCACCAUCCCCUGCAGGCUCAACACCAGCAAUUCCAAAGGUGCGCAUCAAAACCAUCAAGACGUCCUCAGGGGAAAUCAAGAGAACGGUGACACGUGUGUUGCCUGAGGUCGAUUUGGACAGUGCUAGGAAACCGGAGCCAACAGCCUCCGUGGUGGCUUCUGUGACAUCACUGCUAUCUUCCCCAACUUCUGCUGCAGUUCUUUCUUCUCCGCCUAGGGCAGCUCUACAAUCAACGGUUGUCACCAAUGCUGUGGCUUCUGCAGAACUCACUCCCAAACAAGUCACUAUUAAGCCUGUUGCAACUGCUUUUCUUCCUGUAUCGGCUGUGAAGACGGCAGGAUCGCAGGUGAUCAAUCUGAAACUUGCAAACAACACUACGGUGAAAGCCACCGUCAUAUCUGCUGCUUCGGUGCAAAGUGCCAGCAGUGCCAUCAUCAAAGCUGCCAACGCUAUACAGCAGCAAACGGUGGUGGUGCCCGCCUCAAGCCUUGCCAGUGCAAAACUUGUGCCAAAGACAGUCCAUCUUGCCAACCUUAAUCUACUGCCUCAAAGUGCUCAGACCACCUCUGAACUCCGCCAAGUGCUCACUAAACCUCAGCAACAGAUCAAGCAGGCAAUAAUUUCUGCAGCAGCUUCCCAGCCUUCGAAAAAAGUGUCUCGGGUUCAGGUGGUGUCCUCUUUGCAGAGCUCUGUCGUCGAAGCUUUCAACAAGGUGCUCAGCAGUGUUAACCCCGUCCCAGUUUACAUCCCAAAUCUCAGUCCUCCUGUAAACGCAGGCAUCACUUUACCCACGCGUGGUUAUAAAUGCUUGGAAUGUGGUGACUCAUUUGCCCUUGAAAAGAGUCUGACGCAACACUACGAUAGGAGGAGUGUGCGGAUCGAAGUCACAUGCAACCACUGCACGAAAAACCUUGUUUUCUAUAACAAAUGCAGCCUUCUUUCUCAUGCUCGUGGUCAUAAAGAGAAAGGGGUGGUAAUGCAGUGUUCUCAUUUGAUUCUGAAACCAGUUCCAGCAGAUCAGAUGAUAGCUUCUCCCACAGGCAAUAGUUCCGUUACGUCCUCCAUUCUUCAAAAUCCCACCGGAGUGGGCACCCAUACAAUCACAAAGAUACAGUCGGGCAUAACUGGGACAGUCAUAUCAGCGCCUGCAAGUACUCCUGUUCCGCCAGCCAUGCCGCUAGACGAAGACUCCUCGAAGCUGUGCAGGCAUAGUCUGAAGUGUUUGGAAUGUAAUGAGGUUUUGCAAGAUGAAACAUCCCUAGCCACACACUUCCAGCAGGCUGCAGACUCAAGUGGACAAAAGACCUGCGGUAUCUGCCAGAUGUUGCUUCCAAAUUUGUGCAGUUUUGCAUCACAUCAGAGGAUUCAUCAGCAUAAAUCUCCAUAUACAUGCCCUGAAUGUGGAGCCAUUUGCAGAUCAGUCCACUUCCAAACUCAUGUCACAAAGAACUGCCUGCAUUAUACAAGAAGAGUCGGAUUCCGCUGUGUCCACUGCAAUGUGGUAUAUUCCGAUGUGGCUGCGCUCAAGUCCCAUAUUCAAGGUUCUCAUUGUGAAGUCUUCUACAAGUGUCCUAUUUGCCCAAUGGCAUUCAAAUCGGCACCCAGCACACAUUCCCAUGCCUAUACACAACAUCCUGGAAUCAAGAUAGGAGAGCCUAAAAUAAUAUACAAAUGUUCCAUGUGCGACACAGUGUUUACCCUGCAGCCAUUGCUGUAUCGUCACUUUGACCAGCACAUUGAAAACCAGAAAGUAUCUGUCUUCAAGUGUCCAGACUGCUCACUUUUGUAUGCACAGAAGCAACUCAUGAUGGAUCAUAUCAAGUCUAUGCAUGGAACAUUGAAAAGUGUUGAAGGACCACCAAAUCUCGGUAUCAAUUUGCCUCUAAGUACAAAGCCUACCAUCCAGAACUCAGUCAGUCACAAUAAAGAAGACUCAAAAUCCAUCAAUGGGACAGAAAAGGCAGAGAAGAAUUCCCCCUCCUCUGUGAAGAAAGCAGAGCCCAAAAAAGUAUCUAAUCCUGGCUGGACAUGUUGGGAAUGUGAUCGGCUGUUUACUCAGAGAGAUGUUUACAUAUCCCACAUGAGGAAAGAGCAUGGAAAACAAAUGAAGAAACAUCCUUGUCGACAAUGUGACAAAUCAUUCAGUUCAUCACACAGUCUUUGCCGUCACAAUCGUAUCAAGCACAAAGGCAUCAGGAAAGUUUACACCUGCUCGCACUGCCCAGAUUCCAGAAGAACUUUUACUAAACGAUUAAUGCUAGAAAAACAUAUUCAGCUGAUGCAUGGCAUUAAAGAACCUGAUGUGAAAGAAAUGGCAGAAUCAACUAACAUGGGAGAAAGUACAGUCAAGGAAGACACGAAGGUUCCCAGUCCAAAGCGUAAAUUAGAGGAGCCAGUCCUGGAAUUCAGGCCCCCUCGAGGGGCCAUCACUCAGCCGCUGAAGAAGUUGAAAAUCAAUGUUUUUAAAGUUCACAAAUGCGCCGUCUGUGGCUUCACAACAGAGAACCUGCUUCAGUUCCACGAACAUAUUCCCCAGCACAAAUCUGAUGGCUCCUCCUAUCAAUGCAGGGAAUGCGGUCUUUGUUAUACAUCCCAUGUCUCUUUGUCUAGGCAUCUCUUCAUUGUACAUAAGCUGAAGGAACCUCAGCCCGUUUCAAAACAGAAUGGCUCUGGAGAAGACAGUCAGCAGGAGAACAAGCCCAGCCGUGAGGAGGAAUCAACUGAUCGAUCCACAUCCGACAGGAAAUGCAAAGUGUGCGCAAAGACCUUUGAAACUGAAGCUGCCUUAAACACCCACAUGAGGACACAUGGGAUGGCCUUUAUUAAAUCUAAACGAAUGAGUUCAGCUGAAAAAUGACCUGCUCCCUUCUUUCGUCCCAUAAGCAUCUUCCAAAAGCAAAAAAGAAAGAAAGAAAAAAUCAGCCUUUCUACUUCAGAAUGGAGUUGACUUUUCUUUGGGGGGGUUAAAAGAUUUACCGCACUGUAGAUUUAACAAUUCUCUCCCAGGCUGUUGCAAUAGAUUCUACUCUAUUCUGUAUUUCAAUUUAUCUUCCUCACCUCAUAUCACUAUAGAGAUAGAUAGAUAGUCAUUCAUUCAUUCCCCUGAAAGACAGCAUUAAAAAGCAGUAUUUGAGUCUAAAAGAAUUUGUAUGUAUUUAAACAAAGAAAUUUUAUAGUCUUUGUUACAUGUUUGUAUUUGUAUUUAGUGGGAAUUGUUUUCUUUUUUGUCUGUCUUUCUUGCUUAUGUCUUUUCUAACAGCUGGUUUGUUUCAAAGCAGAAUUCUUAAAAGUUGGAGCAAUACUUUAGAUUUAUUAAGCUGCAUCAGAUGUGAUCCUUUUAUGAGAUUACAUGAGCAGCAUGGGAAAAAUUCCCCUGUAUUUCUUUUGCAUACAUCCUGGGAAGAAGAACCCCAGUGAAACAGUUCCUUCCCCACUAGCAUCACCCCUCCAGGAAACUAGGGUCAUGUUGACACAGGAAAAGAUGAAGCAUGGGGUGCAUUCAUGUGUCCUUGGACUCUAUUUAACCAGAAAUGUCUGAUAUUGCCAAAAUUGUGCUGGACAUUUCUGAAUUAAAAGUCAAAAGAAUUGUAUCUGAGCAGUGUUGGAAGAGAAGGGUUUUAAAAACUCAAAUGAAAGGCAGAUAUGUUCUUUUGUUGUGACUAAAUGAUCAUUUGUAGUUGGACCCCCAAAUGAUUAGCCCAUUUCCUAAUUCUUAUGACUAGGAGGAUUAAGGGUCAUUUUAAUAUGAUCUCUUGCUAAAACCUUUCAGGUGUUUUUGGAAGAUCUACUCAAUUUGAGGAUUUUUCUACAUAGAGAGAAAAUUCUGGGUAUUCAGCCCAUGAGGGUUAAUCUUCGCAAGAGCUCCAUUGGAAUGAAAAGGAGUUGAAUCAAAGCAGUGUCUUUUGCAGUGGUGCUGGCAGAGAAGAAAAGUCUUGCAGGAUUGUGCCAUGUGUUAUUUUAAUCAUUGUCUUUCUUCACAAUCCUCUGUUGUGCUUUUAGAGACAUCAUUGAAUAUUGCAUAACCUUUUAAAGGCCACUUGAAGAUGUGUUUCAGUAUUUUGAGUUUGUCUUUUUCUGCUAUAUAAGAUGCAGAAAUUAGCUUAAGUAUUUUAGAUUUGUGGUAAUUACAGUCAAUGAAGUUACAGUUAUGGGGGGAUAAAAGGUCAUGUGUCAAGUCAGUCAUCUUCAGCAGCAGUUUUUAUAGGACGUCAAGCCUUCUUUUAAUCAUAGACAUCAGAGAUUUGAACUGGGCAUCUUCUGCAUGCAAUGCCACUGAUCUAUGGACCCUCAUACAAAUUUAAUUUAAUUGCUUAUUGAAAUGUGCACUCAUGAUUGGGCACCAUAAUGAUGGAAAAUGUCUCCUGCAAGGGUGGUAGGUACCCUUGGGCCCUCACUGGCCCCCAGACCCUCUGAAGGACUGGAGAGUGUUGUUGGCCAUGGAUAGGAAACAGGAAUGAUUUAAUGACUAGUGCUAUAUACAUUUUGCCAUUCUUUGUCUGAGUUACAGAAAUAAUAACAGCUGCAAGAUCAUGCAUUACUUAAAAUGUCUUGUUAUUUUAAAGCAAGUUUCUUUCUCUCAUGAGAAGUGCUGAAGGUUGAGUGCAUGAGCAAGAUUUUCAGAUUCCAUAGAAUUCAGAUCAUAGAAUCAUAGUCAUGUGGACUGUUCUUCAUGGCAAAUCUUUGGCAGAUUUGUCCUGUAAAGGGCUUGUAAGAUCAGCCAUGAAUUCAUGUUUGUUCUUCUGGUGCUUUGUUUUAAUCUAGUCAAAGGCCAAUUGAUCUCUUUAAAGCAGGGGUUCCUAAACUUUUUGCUCCCACACACCUCCCUUUACUGUAAUCUUAAUGUACACACCUCCCCUUAAAAUCCAAACACCAAAAUUUAGUCCCGCCUUAGACAUGAAAGCCGGCUGGGUGACCUUGGGCCAAUCACCCUCUCUCAGCCCAACUCACCUCACAGGGUUGUUGUUGUGGGAAAGAUAGGAGGAGGA
Messenger RNA from Candoia aspera, 6025 nucleotides. It is a transcript of the gene ZNF532, whose product is annotated as zinc finger protein 532. Lineage: Eukaryota; Metazoa; Chordata; Lepidosauria; Squamata; Candoiidae. Bases 1 to 3897 code for a protein of 1298 amino acids. The record is from RefSeq and is a predicted model, not a curated record. The transcript has 8 exons.